Molecule: messenger RNA, 4237 nt
Organism: Coregonus clupeaformis (lake whitefish)
Lineage: Eukaryota; Metazoa; Chordata; Actinopteri; Salmoniformes; Salmonidae
Product: protein crumbs homolog 1-like
Exons: 8
Coding region: 121-3195 (1024 amino acids)
Biological process (GO): establishment or maintenance of epithelial cell apical/basal polarity; heterophilic cell-cell adhesion
Cellular component (GO): plasma membrane; protein-containing complex
Molecular function (GO): calcium ion binding
Source: RefSeq, a predicted model, not a curated record
CAAGAGGACAGGGACUGCCGGCUACUAUGAUGACCUAUGGUCACAAUGAGAUUGUACACACAGUGGUAGUUGACAUCUAGGCGAGUGUGCAGUUAUUGGUGGAACACAUAAACCGACGCAAUGCUGAAAGUGGAAGUAUGGAUUUGGAGCAUUCUAUUGCUAAGUGCAGGUACCCUUUGUGAGGAGGUAGUGGACGAGUGCGACCCCAGCCCUUGUGAGAACGGGGCUACGUGUGAGAGCCUUGUGGGGGGCUAUGUGUGCCACUGCUCCCAGCAGAGCCUAGACAAGUUCCUGUAUGGGGGCCAGAACUGCAGCGAAGCCUUGGUUGGCUGCGAGGGCCAUGAGUGUCAGAACCAGGGCUCCUGCUCUCCAUUCCUGAGUGACGGGCAUCAUGGCUACUCCUGCCACUGCCCCCCGGGCAACACCGGGCCUCUCUGCCAGACCCCCACAGCAUUCUCCUUCGAGCAGAGUGGCUACCUGUUGCUGCAGAGCCCCAUGAUUGCAACAGAGGCUUCCUGCAACAUCACCCUGAGCUUCCGGACAGUGCUGCCCAGGGCUGUGCUCUUCCAGCGGGGCAGUGGAAGGCAGGUCCUGGGUCUGGAGCUGUUGGGGAGCCAUCUGAGACUCAGCCUGAGGAGGGAGGCCUCAGGUGGGGCAGAGGGAGAGGCCCUGCAGCUUAGCCAGACACUGGAGCUCCCCAUUAACGUGACUGAUGGGGAAUGGCACUCUGUGGAGGCCGUGCUGGGGGACGGCCUACUCAGCCUCAGGCUCCUGGAUGACGGGGUCUGUCAGGAACAGGACUGUGAGAGGGAAGCCCAGGUCGCAGGCACUCUGACUGGGACGGACUCUCCAGAGUCUCCCCUCCAGAACACCUUCAUCGGCGGGGUGGUGGAGGCAGGUGUGGUUCUGGAUCCGGUCCCGGCCUUUAUCGGCUGUCUGCAGGAAUUGUUUGUGGACUCCCAGCUGGUGGUUCCGGAGGAGUGGCUGAGCGACUCGGCGGUGAACGUGACUGUAGGCUGCAGCCACAGGGACAGAUGUCAAGACAGCCCCUGUCAGAACAGAGGACAGUGCACCAACCUGUGGCAGAGCUACCAGUGCUGGUGCCCCCGGCCAUAUGAAGGCCAGGACUGCGCUGAGGAGUAUGUGACGGCCCGCUUCGGCAAUGAGGACUCUCAGAGCUACGCCGUCUUCACCACCACAGAUGACGCAGGAAGUGACAUCACUGUCUCCCUCUUCCUGCGCACACGCCGCCACGCUGGCCUUUUGUUGGUGCUCGCCAAUAGCACCAGCCAAUACCUGCGCCUGUGGCUGGACGAGGGGAGGGUCAGAGUUCAGCUCCAUAACUUUGAGACCUUGACCAGUGAGAGUGUGGUUAACGACGGGGACAUCCACUUUGUGAGCGUGGUGGUGGACCGUGAGCAUAUGGUCCUGUACGUGGCCAACCAGAAGCAGGGCUCAGUGGAGGUCAGGACGGUGGACAGUCAGAUGGGGGAUGUGGUGUAUGUGGGGGGUCUGGCAGAGCAGAAGUUGUCAUCAGCCUUCGGGGGCUACUUUAAAGGCUGUAUCCAGGACCUGAGGAUCAACAGUAAGAGACUGCAGUUCUUCAGGCUGGACACCACAGUGACGUCAUAUCCUCUGGUGCUCAUGGCUAACAUCACAGCGGGCUGCGCUGGGGUCGACUCCUGUAGUAGGAACCCGUGUCAGAAUGGGGGCAUGUGCUACCCCAUGUGGGACGAAUUCGCCUGCACCUGCCCCCCCAACACUGCAGGGCGGCGCUGUGAGGAAGUCAAGUGGUGUGAGCUAGCCCCCUGCCCCGCACAGGCGGAGUGCCGCACCCUCAACCAGGGAUACGAGUGCUUUUCCAACGCUACCUUCCUUGACGACAGCAGUGUGCUGUCUUACCGCGGUAACGGCCAUAUCCAACGUAGCCUGGCCAGCAUCUCCCUCAGCCUGCGCACCCGUAAACGCCACGUCGCCAUCCUGCAUGCCGAGCGUGGGCCGGAAUUCUUGACAGUGUCUGUGCAGGACGGCCUUCUCUUCCUGGAGCUCCAGAGCGGGGAGGGGGAGGGGGAGGGCAUGUCCACUGUGUCCCUGAGCAGCCGGAUGGGGGUCAGUGACGGGGAUUGGCACAGCAUCCACCUCUUCAUGGUCACCCCCUGGGCAGAAGCGUCCCGCUGGACCUUAGUGCUGGAUGACGAGGUGGAGGAAGAUGGGACCUCCAGCAGCGAAGGGGGCAACCUGGACUUCCUCAGGGAAGGGGUGGACAUCCAGCUAGGGGGGCUGGGGCCCAAGGCUGGCUGGAGCCUAGCGGGGUGCCUGGGUACUGUGGAGGUGGGGGGCAUCGCCCUGCCUUACUACAGCCCAUCAGAGGUCAACCUGCCCCGGACUCAGGAGGAGCAGUUCCUUCGGACGUCCCCCAACCCACCCCAGAGAGGGUGCAGUGGAGGCCCAGUGUGCCAGCCCAGCCCUUGCGUGAACGGAGGCAGCUGUCAGGACCUCUGGAACCUGUUCAACUGUAGCUGUGAGGAGGGCUGGACCGGACGCCACUGUGAGCACAAUACAGACACCUGCGCCUCCAGCCCCUGUAUCCAUGGCAACUGCAGCAUUCAGGGGCUGGCAUAUGAGUGUGCCUGUGAGUUUGGCUACACCGGGGUGGACUGUGAGGAGGAGGUGGAUGUGUGUGAGAACCAUCUAUGCGCUAAUGGAGGCACAUGUCUACAUGGAGUGGACAUGUACGCCUGUCUGUGUGCUGAGAACUAUACCGGACCUAACUGCAAUGAUCGUAUUGAGGAAAUUCCAUGGUACAUAGACAACAGAAAAUCUAGGCCCAAGCUGCCAGUGUCUGUCUGUGGAGAUGAGAGCAGAAACUACAUCUGCUUCAACGCAGGGAACUGCACUGAGAGAGACCUGUCUUGUGACUGUCUACCCGGCUUCACUGGACACCGCUGUGAGCAGGAGGUGGAUGAGUGCAAGUCCAACCCCUGCUGGAACGGGGGCUACUGCCGAAACCUCAUUAACAAGUACCACUGUAUGUGUGACAUGAGUUUCGCCGGGGACAAUUGCCAGAUCGACAUAAGCGACGUUUUCUUUUACUCGGCCUUACUGUUCUGGCAGAACCUCUUCCAGCUACUCUCCUACCUCAUCCUGCACCUCGAUGACGAUCCUGAGAUCGACUGGGGAGGGCAGGACGACUGAGAGAGAGAGAGAGUGUGUACGUGUGUGUGUGUGUGUGUGUGUUUGUGUGUGUGCAUGUGUUCGUGUGGGGUGUAAGCUUGAGACUUAUGGUGAUGGAUGUUUCGGGGUUAAAUGCCUGUUCAAUGAAAAACAGCUAUGUUCUAAAUCGUGUGAGUGCCGUUAUAUCUGUGUGUCUGGGUAUUACAGUACCACUGGGGUUAGCAGAGAGGAUUCUUUGAAUCCGGUGUUUAGGGGUUGAAUCCAGCUGUGACAGCUGAGCACUAAGUACUUGAAUUAAGAAACAAUAGGGCUUGUCCUGAACUGGGCCAAUGAGACAAUGGAGCCCUGGACAAGACUUAAUGUCUCUGAGUGUAAAAGUACAGCUUAGCUAUAGGUUUUAAUUGUAUUUUCUAUUGUUCAGGUAAGCCCAAUUUAAAUGUAUUAUCUUCCUUUUCUGACAAGAGCACAGAGCUGUUUUUUGUGCCUUAAAACAACAUGUGUUUUAUGGGCAGCAGCUUUUAUUAAAAGUGUGAUUAUGGAAUAUGCUCUCUGUUGGAUCUGAGAAUAUGAAUAUCCUUUGGGCGAUGUUGCUAAACUAACACAGCUCAGGUAGCAUUAUAUUGUACAUUAGACUAAGCUAUACAGAAAUUAUAAUAAUGGGUAUUUUCCAUGGACCAAAUGUUUUGGACCAAAAAGUUUUGCAAUUGCACAGGAUCGUCAGUGUAAAUUAUAAGCACAAUUUCCGAAAGGAAUGUUUUGUUAUUGAAAAACGUUUUCAUAAUAAAAAAUGGUAUUUUCUUAGAUGAAUCUCGUCUCUGAAAGCAAAAUGUCUCACUUACAAUAUAUGGUCAGGCUCAUGUCCAUUUGAUAGUGUGUAUUCCUUGAGGAUAAUGGUACUGUACAUACUGAUACUGUAAGUGGUGUAGCGAGAGGGAUUCCCCUAGGCCCUUGAAGGCAGCGAAUCACACCUACCGUUUAUCAAUUUUAAACCAAUCAGAAUUCUGUCACACAUUCUCUGUUGUUGUCUAUACCUACAAAUAUGUCUGUCUCUAUGUCCAUCUCU